This is a messenger RNA of Dendrobium catenatum, 1306 nucleotides long. RefSeq lists its product as uncharacterized. The record is from RefSeq and is a predicted model, not a curated record. Lineage: Eukaryota; Viridiplantae; Streptophyta; Magnoliopsida; Asparagales; Orchidaceae. The transcript has 4 exons. The coding region runs from base 128 to 1045 and encodes 305 amino acids.
GUGCCAAAAAUAUGGAUUCAGAGUUACUCUGGAAUUAUCAAAGAUCAAGGAGUUGACUGUACGAAGCAUAAGUGCUGUAAUAUCAUAUUAUGGUUCAGGGAACCUCGUCUCCUUAAAAACUCUAAAUAUGCUUGAGUGUAGUGAAAGUGAUUUCCCCAAAAAUGAAUGGAUUCCAUGCAGUGUGUAUACCUUGCAUCUUAAUUCAUGUCAACAUGUGAAGUUCCUUCCAUCGUAUCAAAAUCUGUCCGCACUGAGGUUGCUGAAAAUCUGGCGUUGCAAAGCUUUGACAUGCUUGCCUGGAUUAGAGAUGAUGAAAUCCCUUGAAAACUUAGAGAUAAUAGAGUGUCCUCAAUUCACGAUGUCACCAGAUCACAAUUUGCCAUCCAAGCUUCGUUUAUUGCUCAUAAGCGACUGCCCAGCUCUUUUGUGCUUGCCUGGGCUCCAACAACUUUUCUCCCUUCAAUACCUGAAGUUAUAUGCGUGUUCUGAGCUUAUGCUCCCACCACCGGAACAACUUCCUUUUAUGCUUCAUGUUCAGCUACAGCUUUUUAAUUGUCCAAAGCUGAUAGAUUGGUGUCAAAAAUAUAACCUACGCUAUAACAAUGAGGAAUCAUCCAAAGAACUAUUUGUUAGGAGCAAUGAGCAGAUGAAGUUAUGGCUAGAGGAAGUAUCUGUACUCUUUGAAAACAUAUGUGUUUUGGACUACGAUGGGGCAAUUCUUGAAACAGAAAAAUGGCCUGCUUUUCAACUUGUGGGCAUUUACUUUUGCUCCUGUGUUCAUUUGAAGUCUCUCUCAUUGAUGAAAAACUUCACUAGACUAAAGCAACUGAGGAUAUGGGAUUGCUCCCAUCUCGAAGAGCUUUUUGGGCUAGACAGGGUCGCCACUCUGCAAGACAUAGAUAUAAGCAACUGUCCAAACUUCCAUUUUAUUAGUCGCUUUCCCAAAAGCCUUCAGUCCUUGGCGAUUGAUAGAUGCAACAAGCUCCGCUCUUUGGACUCAAUUGUCCUGAACUCUAUAUCCAUGAUGAGUUGCUGCAUAUGUUGAAUCCCAACAAUGUCGAAAUCAGUGCAUGCCCACAACUACAAAAAUGGUGCCAAAAACAAUCUGUUUCUUACAUAUAGCCGAAAAAAAAAAAACAAAGACAUAGUAACAAUAAGGUGAGAAAGUUAUUACAACUACUUCAUGUUCACUUUGAAUAGUCUGGUUUCUUAAUUUGUCAAACUGUCGUUACUAAUCCAAUUUAAUUAUGAACCAGGAAUCACACAAAGACAUAUUUGUUAGGAGCAGUGAGUAGAUCAAGCUAUG